This is a messenger RNA of Uranotaenia lowii, 3581 nucleotides long. RefSeq names its product lysophosphatidylcholine acyltransferase (gene LPCAT). NCBI's taxonomy places the organism in Eukaryota, Metazoa, Arthropoda, Insecta, Diptera, Culicidae. The transcript has 10 exons. Bases 877 to 2511 code for a protein of 544 amino acids. The record is from RefSeq and is a predicted model, not a curated record.
CUAUCGAGCAGUUUCGAGCGUUGGUUGUAAAUCAGAAUUCGGGUGUGUGUUCUUCUUGGCCAAGGAGAUUCCUACGUUUGGAUGAAAUUUUUCUUCUGCGUAGCAGUAAUUGUUUUCCCAGGGAGUACAUAGUGCGUUUCUGACUUGUUUUGGAAAGUUCCGGAUUUUCUCGAAGGAUCGUCUUCCUUUUGGUUCCGUUGUUACGGAGGAAGAAGUGAGAGGUAUCCACUUUUUCCUGUGCAGAUUUCCUUCCCGCAUUGCCCCAACAAUGUUGUCCGUCGUUUCGUAGUAUGUUAUAAAAUGCGGUAAUGUGUGUGAGCAACUUCCGAUAUUAAAGUAUGAAGUAAGAGUAAUAAAACAACCCAACACCAGAGAACACAUCUCUAUUCGCGCAAGCAGCUCGACUUGGAGUGAAGUUGAGGCGUACUGCGCGCCUCGCCUUGCGGAAUAUAAUUGCGCUUUUAUGAAGUUUUAGGGUGCAAGUGCAGCUCAGCCCUGCUGACGACGUACUAAAUGUGAAAGUUGGUCUCGGGAAAGUGCAUCGUCGUCUGUCUAGAGUGGAUGAUCGCGAGAGUGCAAGUUUGCCGGGGUCUCGUUGCGGAAGUAUCAAAAGUUAAGGUUCAACCGUUGUAAACAAGCGACCAGUUGUGGAUACGCGCGGCGUGCGGGGGGAAGCACGGUCCAAAAGAAGAUAUUACGUCGCAACACGCGGCGCGGUUCGGUACCGUUAGAAUUUGGAUGUACUACCCGCAGAAGAAAGUAGCGGUAAUAGCAGUGAAGACUAGGGGGUUGCGAAAUUGCAAAGUGAAAAAGCGUGACGACGACGACGGUGUGCCAAAAUAAACAUCCAUUCAUUUACUUAGCUGAAUCAGCAUCAUGGAAACAGUGGCCCCACGCACUAACGGUGGUCUGCAAAGGCAGGAAUCACCACGGAAAAAUCAGCAAAACAGCAGCGAACCAGCAUCCGGCGGGCUUGUGCCGCCAAGUUCUAAAACCAGCAAUGGUUCCGGUGACGGAAACCAUCAGCAGCAGUCGAAACCCAAGGAAGCAAAGCAACUGAAAGAACUGCACUAUGUGAACCCAUUUGUGCACAAGCUAAUCUGGGACGAUCCGAUUGAUAAAGUUAAGACCGCCUUCCUCACAGUAUUCCUGCUGCCAUUCCGGGUCAUACUAAUCUUCAUAUGUCUGCUGAUAGCGUGGACGAUGGCCAACAUCGGCCUCUACGGGUUAUCACGGGAGGAACUGCGAACCAAACCUCUAUCCGGUUGGAGGCGAAAGCUCCGCGAGUUCACAGCGCUAGUGAUGCGUACGCUCUUCGUGCUCGGUUCCUUCAACUACAUCCGGUUCAAGGGCGAGCGGGCGUCCCCGAAGGAAGCUCCGGUGAUCUGCGUGGCCCCUCACACCGCCUUCUACGAUUCAAUCUGCGUGAUCCUGUUCGGGCCGUCGGCCGUGGUCGCCAAGUACGAGACGGCCUCGUUGCCAUUCUUCGGAAAGCUGAUCGACUACGCCCAGCCGAUCUACGUGUGCCGGGAGGAUCCCAACUCGCGGCAAACGACAAUCAAGGAGAUCAUCGAACGGGCCAACUCGAAGGAGGACUGGCCCCAGAUCUUGAUCUUCCCGGAGGGUACCUGCACCAAUCGGACCUCGUUGAUUCAGUUCAAGCCGGGCGCCUUCUACCCUGGCGUUCCGAUCCAGCCGGUUCUGGUUCGGUACCCCAACAAGGUCGACACCGUCACCUGGACCUGGGAAGGUCCAGAUGCUUUGCAGCUGCUCUGGCGAACGCUAACCCAAUUUCACACGUUCUGCGAGAUCGAGUUCAUGCCGGUGUACUACCCGAGCGAGGAGGAGAAGCACGAUCCGAAGCUUUACGCCCGGAAUGUGCGCAAUCUGAUGGCCCGGGAGCUGGGUAUACCGAUCUCGGACUACACCUUCGACGACUGCAAGCUGAUGACGUUCGUCAAGAACAUUCACAUGCCAUAUGCCGCCUUUAGUGCGGACAUUGAGAAGCUGCGAAAAACUUUGGGAAUGCAUAAGAUCAACAUUGAGGAGCAACUGGUGAGCAGUACGGAUAGGUUUACCGAGGACAACAGUUACCUGAAAAUCGAAGAAUUUGCGGAAAGGCUGCAGAUACCGGUCGACGAUGAUUCCACCAAAAAACUGUUCCGGAUAUUCAUCAAGCCCGAACGAUCGAUGGAAUCGAUAGACUUCCGAGAGUAUCUGUUGAUGGCUCUGUUCAUCGUUACCCUCUACUCCCCGAAACUGAACUACAUCAAAGUAUUAUUCGAGCUAAACGGCGAACGAGGACAGGUUUCGCGACAAGAGUUUUACAGCUCAAUCAAGUUUCUGGUGAAAAUUACUCCUCAAGAAUCGGAUGCCAUCUUCCUAGCGGCCGACAGUGGCAACUUUGGGCGAAUUUCAUUCGAUCAAUUCACCAAAGUUUUGGAAAAAUAUCCCGCUGUCCAGAAGAAACUUCAAAAAAAUAACGAUCCCAACAAUAUGAGGCUUCCAUAAACACCACCUUCCAGGGGUAACUCUUUUUGUACUGAAAAAAUAAAAACGGAAACCAGAAGUCCCCGGGUAGCGAGUUGAAGCAAACACAUGUCGGAAGAAAAUCAAGGCUGAACCUCCCGCAAGCUGUGUUUUAAAAAUGUAGGACGUCAACCUAUCGAUGCACUCCGCAACGGCGAACGGAAUCAGCACCACCAAGUUACUUAAGCCCGCUACUAAUUUAUUAUUUAUUAUCUGCCGCGAGCUGAGCCGGCCUCUAUUCUAAUAUCAAGUAAACUAGACAAACCGAAGUAAUUGAACCAUCCUCCUGUCACCGCGACGGUAUUGUAGCAGUAGUACCGGAUCAUAUCAAAGAGAGAAUGGGGUCUAAUUUUAAACUAGUAACGAGCCAGACGCUUUUUCUUAAGUAUAAUACGUUUUAAAAGUGACCAGACCAAUGCUUCAACUACGAAACUGACUGAUAUUUCCAGGAUCUUUAGUUCUUACUUUCAAUAGUUAUUAUUGAUCAUCGAAAAAAAAAUAGAAACAGCUCAGUGACUGUUCAACAAAUGUAUGUCUGUGGAAUACUCGCCUACAUCGUCGAAUGUCUAGUGACGAAGACGGUUCGAGACAACUGACGUUCGCGGAUAAAUCCGUUUCGUGUACAUAUAAAUAUUGGCCAUUUUGGAUAACCUGAAGAAAAAAUUACACAGUUUAUAAGAAGGAGAAAAAAACGCAUAUUGUUUCGAAUCAAAUUUGAAACGGAUACCGGGAUAAAAAAAAAACAAGAGAAAAACACAUCCACAGUAAUGUGGCUAAAAUUUUACGUUUGAGAUAUAUUUGAUGGAAAAACUUUGAUAUUAAAAUUUAACUAAGUUGAGCGAUUAGAUGUUUAACGAGGGGGGGAUGAUGAGAUGCGUAUGUUGUACACCAGGUGUAAUGUAAGCAUUUAGGAUCAACAAUCGUUGUGGGACGAUCGUGUUGAUCGUUCGCGAUGUGACCAUAGAAGCUAGAGCGCAAAAUGUGUCCGUGUAAUAAUCGAUGGCAAUUGUUGUCGUGUGCUGAUGGAAAUAAAAUGCAAAAAUUGUCCAAAA